GCUCACCAUAAUCGACGCUCUCCGGCAUCUCCAAGUCCGGUUCCACCUCAUACUCCGAGUUAACCCCGAACCGCCUGUUCUCCUUGUCGAAGCGGAGCCACUUGCCUUCCUUCUUGGCAAUGCGGCACCCGAGCCACACUACCCUCUCCAUCCUUUCCUUGGUCAUCGACGGGACCUGUAGAACAUUGUUCCUCCAAUCAGCCCUUCUCUACGAAGUCGCCACAUCUCCGCGAGCGCUACUCGGCCUCAAACCGGCCUUCGGUCACACGUCGUCAUCAUGCUGGGCCAGGCUGCUCUUGAUGUCUGUUCAGGAGCAACACUUGGGUUGGCUUCGAGAACUGUUCAAAGUAUUCCCUGACGUCGUCCACGAGAUCUUUUAGGAGCCUCUCAGCUAUAGCCUUCUCACUAAUCAAGUCGCCGCAGUGCUUCUCAGCUUGUCUGUUGCAAUCGAGAUAGCAUCAUAGAGGUCGGUCAUUUCUCUUGUUGCUCCGCUGACAUGUGUGAAAAAGU
Molecule: messenger RNA, 510 nt
Organism: Parathielavia appendiculata
Lineage: Eukaryota; Fungi; Ascomycota; Sordariomycetes; Sordariales; Chaetomiaceae
Exons: 1
Coding region: 120-380 (86 amino acids)
Source: RefSeq, a predicted model, not a curated record